AUGGAAUGCGAGUAUGCUGAGGCUGUAGCGAACUCUCCCGGGUUAGUGAAACCGGUUUCAAAGAGAAAGUGGUCAACAAAAGAGGACUUUGUGCUCAUCAGUGGUUGGCUGAACACGAGCAAGGACCAUAUUGUCAGUAACGAGCAGAAGGUUACUUCCUUUUGGAAGAGAAUUGAGGCGUAUGUUAAUUGUAGCCCUCUGCUCACUGGCUGCGUUCCUAGAGAAUGGAGUCAGUGUAAGCAGAGGUGGGGAAGGGUGAACGAGCAGGUCUGCAAGUUUGUGGGAAGUUAUGAAGCGGCAAUGAAGCACCAAUCAAGUGGUCAAAAUGAGGAUGAUGUCAUGAAGGCUGCUCAUGAGAUCUUCUUCAAUGAUUAUCAAGCGAAGUUCACCAUGGAACACUGUUGGAGGGAACUGAGACAUGAUCAGAAGUGGAAGUCAGUUUUUAAGUCAAGAGAUGGCGCCAAGGAGAAAAGGAAGGAAGCUGAGGAGGUGAUACCUGAGGACGAGGUUAGACCGCCUGGUGUUAAGGCUUCUAAAGCAGCCAAACGCAAGAGGCACGGUCAUGAAGCUGCUUUCGAUCAAAUUGAGAGUAUCUUGGCUGAGAGAAAGAAAAUUUCUCAGCAGAAACUCCUAGAUCGUCUCCUUGCCAAAAAAGAAACUGAUCUAUCUCCUAACGAAAUCACCCUAAAAAACAAACUCAUUUCUGAACUCCUUGAUUGA
Messenger RNA from Brassica oleracea var. oleracea, 720 nucleotides. Its product is annotated as glutathione S-transferase T3-like. Bases 1 to 720 code for a protein of 239 amino acids. The record is from RefSeq and is a predicted model, not a curated record. Lineage: Eukaryota; Viridiplantae; Streptophyta; Magnoliopsida; Brassicales; Brassicaceae. The transcript has a single exon.